Messenger RNA from Cladophialophora psammophila CBS 110553, 663 nucleotides. RefSeq lists its product as uncharacterized. The transcript has a single exon. NCBI's taxonomy places the organism in Eukaryota, Fungi, Ascomycota, Eurotiomycetes, Chaetothyriales, Herpotrichiellaceae. The coding region runs from base 1 to 663 and encodes 220 amino acids. The record is from RefSeq and is a predicted model, not a curated record.
AUGAGCUGGUGGUGGAAGCAGAAGCCUGCCUCGAGCAGCGAUAGCAGCAGUGUGAAUGCUCUGUCCACCUCGCCAGCCCAGGAAGGGGUAACCACUGGCGCUCUUGCUCCAGACACUGAACCCGUCAAACGCAGCCUCACCCGGGACGAGCAGAGUGAUCGAGAAUGGACCGAGUUCCUGAAGGAGCUUCAAGCACAAGCAGAUGUGGAGCAAGCUCAAAGAACGAAGUCCAAACCACCUGCAGCACCGUCGCAACCAGCGCUUGUCCACACUGACAUCUCGCCCGACUCCCUCUACCCAGUCGAGAUUUCUUGCAGAUCCGCCUUCGAUUAUGCCAUGUUCUGUCAGAGUUUUGGAGGCCAGUUUGUCAACAUCUAUCGAUAUGGCUCUUUCCGUUCAUGCUCAAAUCACUGGGAUGACUUUUGGCUUUGCAUGAAGACACGAAACUGGAAAAAGGAAGAUCGCGAGAGGGCCAUACAGGAACAUUAUCGCAAGAAGGCAGUUAAAUGGAAGACUGGUCCGAGCAGCGAAGACGUCUGGGAAGUGCGACGGGAGCCGGUCAAGGAUCCUUUCUCGGGGAACUUGGAAGAACUCGAAGCACAAAUGGCCGAGUACAAAAAGAACAGUCUAUCAGCGCCCGAUGUCUGGACACCGACAAAAUGA